Sphenostylis stenocarpa is the source of this 621-nucleotide messenger RNA. The record is from the annotation of a GenBank genome assembly. Lineage: Eukaryota; Viridiplantae; Streptophyta; Magnoliopsida; Fabales; Fabaceae.
AUGGACCAGACAUCUUGGAGAUUCCCUAUGCCAAUUGGAACUUGUCCAACAAAGUUAUUCCUUGGGAUGUUAAACAACAGCAAACGGGUUGCAUUGGAGAUGGAAGCCGGGAUAGGACCCGAGAUUUUGUUCAUACCAAUGCCAAAUUGUUGGAGAUUAGGAAGUGUGAAGAACAUGUUGGAAGGUAGAGAGCCAUUAAAUUGGUUGGCUCCAGCUGAGAAGAAAGAUAGAGAUGACAGAUUAAAGAGUGUAGAAGGAAGCAUACCAGAUAGUUUGUUGUCUGCAAUAGAGAUAAAGGUCAAGUUUUUGAGAUGGCCUAGUUCUUCUGGUACAUUUCCCUCCAAAUUAUUGCGCCCCAAAGCGAGACCACGAAGAGAUGAAAAUUUCCAUAUGAACGAAGGUAUUCCACCUGUCAAAUUGUUCAUACCAAUAGAUAAAAGUUAUAGCUUAGUUAGAAAGCUAAGCUCCAUGGGAAUUUUGCCAACAAGUUUGUUUCCUGAUAAACUCAACCUUUUGAGUUCAGAACAACUAGACAAGUUGGUUCAGGGCAGUGACCCUUUGAUGCCUGAGGCUGCAUGUGACUCCAUGCCACUUGCAAAACCAGCAGAAAAAGGCAAGUGA